GGUCCGGUCGUCAGUGCGCGUCUUAACACAAUAUCAUAUUUACGUCCGUUUUUAUUACCGGGAUAUAAAGCGUGGUGUUUUAGUUAUAAUAUAUAUAUAUAUACAUACUUAUGCUUUUGUAAAUGUUAAACGGCCGGCGGUAAUUGACCACUGACCAUGAAGGCGGGAACGCGGUCGUCCGGACGUCAGCUAUCAAUGUUACUGCCAUUGUUGUUCCUGGUCUUUGGAGGAGCGCGGGCUUGGCCUUGGCCGUCGUUAAGUGUCCCGUCGUCCAAGGCGGUCGGAAGAGGUAUAAAAAAUUACCGUCAUUAUUAUUAUAUUGUUCCUCGUGAAGCAGGGUCCCUGGGGAGAAAGUAUUGUGGUUUUUUCCCCUAAAUAAUCGUACGCUGCAUUGAAAAUAGUUUAAUUAGUUGUAUAGUUGAGUGAACGACGCAUAAAUAAUUUUAACGCACCUAUCCUCAACAUGACCCUGUUGACAUUUGAUGUAAACGAACGAAAGCCCUCCGAAAUUAUCGAAUACGAAUUCGUAUCCGAAACACCCGGAAGUUUUCGUAACUUUGUGAAUAUUUAAUUAUAUUAAAUUAACCCUUAAUUAAUAAUUAAUAUUUAAAUAAUUUUAAGGGUUUUGGUAUAAAUGUAGAAAUCGAGCUAACGUUUUGUUUUUUUUACAAAUAUUUCGUUUCGUAGAAGAGAAAUAUGGGUUAGGUUAGGUUAGGUCUGUGCCCCUAACCCACGAACACCGUAACGGUAACGGACGUGAUAUUACUGACUCUUAAUCUCAAAAUUCUAACUAACACAUUUUAUUACCAGGUUUUUGACCUAAUCUGUUGUUGUGCACGGUAAUUACACAGCAAAUUAACCUAUUCGGUGAUUAUACAAAAUUAGCCAAUAAACGUUCUUUACUGUAGUUCUUUACUUUUGUGCUGUUUCUACUAGCUAAUUCACUUCCAUUCAUGCACUAUUUCAAAUUGUAGUUAUUAUGCCAUUUACCGGAAACUAUGCGAGAAUUAAGUUCAAUUUAUUUGGUCCAUACAAUUUUCAGUUCAAACAGUUUCAAGUCCAUAUUACAGUGUUUGUCCAAUUAUUGAAAUUGUCCAAAUAAUGUCUUACUAGACGGUAUAAAGGCGUAUCUAAAAUUACUCGGAAUAAAAAGAACAUUGUGAACUAACGUAUACCUCGGAAGAACUACUAUUUUACUAUAAUUUACUUGAAUCGAGUAUAGGAGUAUAUAAUUAACCAUAACAAAUUUGCCAACAACUUAACACGUUCGGAAAUAUUCGUUAAACAUUAUUUUUUGGAUAUUUACCAAUAAUUGAAUUAUAAAAAAAAACACAUAUAGAACUAAAAAAAAAUAGACAAAAUUAUAUUAUUUAUUAAAUAAUGCAAACAUAUUAUAUCUAAUAUAACUUGUGCUGUAUGUAUUAUUAUGUAUUAUUCAUAAACGGCUUUUUUAUGUUUCUUUUUUUUUUUUUAUUAUUUAUGUUUACUCAAAGGGUGUUAACCAUACAUUUUUAAAAAUGAUAUAUAUAUAUAUAUAUAUAUAUAUAUAUAUCGAAAAAAUGUGUACGGAGAGUGGAAAACUAAGUAACGCGCUCACGCGCGCGUGUCCCGAUAGGUUCUCGACUCGCACUAGUAAAAAGUGGCACACCGUCUAAAAAACAGGUCACGACGAUGUUCCACAUAAUAAAAUAUUAUUAUAAUAAUAAGAAAAAAAAUAGAGAGCCGUGACCGCGGUCGUGGUUGUUGUCACCGCCGCACGCCGUCCUUCCACGCGGUCACCCGCAACAAAACAAAACCGGCUACCAAGUAUCAGGUAAUACGUUCGCGGCGUGUUACAUUUAUUUUUUUUUACGGUUACGUAUCGUCAGACCGGUCGGUCGGUCAAGUUCAAUAGUGGCGUUCACCCGUCCUCCGUAUUCGACGAUAUGAAACUGCAUCUAUAGUUAUUACUAUAAGCUGUUCCGGAUAAAAUACAGCCUUAUAAUUUCUUUUUUUUAUAUAGUUUUACGCAAUAGGUACACAUAGAGUAAACCAAUUUCCAUACCGGAAAGGCUCAUAUUAUAUUAUAUUAUUAACCUUACGGUGGUGUUACACGGUUUGAUAAAAUAUUUUACGAAUAUAUGCGUUCAUUUGAUUAUAUUGCAAUUUAGACAGCUAAUUUUUGGAUGCGACAAACCAUUUAAAAUAUAAAUUAAGAUUCUUAAUGAUAAUUGGAUUUCUAACAUGUUGUGUUUUAAUUUUCCUAAAAAUCGCUGUUGUGGUUACUUUUCCGAAUUUUAGACUCGGAGUGUAGCGACGAACGUAUUGGUUUUAAUAAUGCUUUUAUUAUUUUUUUCUUGUUAUUCAGUUAAAAAUAUUUGUAUAAACAACUUUACAUUUAACAGAAAACUCAUGUCUGCAUUUUCUAGACGUGGUGAAAUUUUCUAAGCAUUUGUGCUAUUUUUGAGCAAUUUAUAGGCAUUUUAAUUUUGCUAGUUUUUACGAAAUUUUUAUUCGGUAGGUACUCGUAGAUAAAAUUAUUAUACUAAACAAAAAUGCAUGGAAAUUUAAUAGAAGGUCCUUAUCAGUCGUAGGGCCUUUGUGAUAAAAAAAAAAAAAGUUGAAUAGUUAACAUAGGAGGUUUUUUUUUUCAUUAAAAUGUUCAUAUCAAAUUUUGACGAAAAUCGUAAGUAUUACGAUCCGCGGCCUUUUAAAACUACGUAUAACCGAACUUCACUUCGAAGCGUUGCAUAUAAAUUAAAGUUCCCUUCAUAUCAUAUACCUAUAUCUAUACCUUCCCGAUUUCUCACCUACAAGAAUGGCCCACACGUCGUGCGAAACACGUUUGAGUAAGUGAAACAGAUUUCCAACAAUUUUUAUACAAAUAAAAAAACUGACAGAAAUUGUGAUACGUUGAAUUAAUUUUCUUAUUUUCUGUAUUAUCUUGGAUCAUUGGCUGCAAGACAGAAAACAGGAAAAUAAUACUAUAACCUUAUACCAGUUUACUAAACUCCUCUUAGAAUUGUCUUUUGAUUGUAUCGAUUUAUAGUGGCUUUUAUUAAAAUACCAUAAAUAAUUUAAAAACUUUUAUUUUAUACCUUCUAAAACAGUCUAUCCAACCUAACUUAAACCAAUCUCCCAAAAACGUUUAAUUUUCCAAGAGAUUAAGUUUCGAUAAAACACUCAUUAUCUUUAAAAGUAUUAGCUUUUUUUUUUGGAUAAUUCAUGAAACAAGUGGCUCUAAAAUAUUACAUAGCCAUUAAUUUUUGUCACCAUUAUUUUUGGGGGGUGAAACUAUUACUCCAUAUUUGAUUUUCUAAUGGUAACUUUUAAAUUUAAAAUUUCAUAAAUAAAUAAAGUUUUAGUUUAAUUAUAUUUUGUUGAUGACAUUUUUAAUUUUUAUCAAAUCGCUGACGAGUUAUUCUACUUUUGAGUUUGGUUAGAGGUAGUGUAGUGGAACAUAAUUUGUGUGACCGUGACGGCACAAGAUUUAAAUUUUUAAUAUUGGUUACUAUUUAUAAAAUUAGGUAGUAGUUUCAUUAAAUAAUGGUAAAAAAAAAAAAAAAUGAUAAUGUAACAUUUUAGAGCUUCUUGUUUCUUAAAUAAUUUAAUAAAAAAGCAAUUGACAACUAUUAUAAAAAAAAAAAAAAAAAAAAUGUAUCCAAAAAGGUUAAUACUUUUCUCGAUAAUGAGGACCUUAUCGAAGAUUGAUCAUCUUAUAUAUACGAUAUGUAUGUACGGCUUAUAUUGAAAAUUGGAUAAUGUCAAUAUUUAAUUUAUUAGAAUCAAUAUUAUGCUGUUAGUUUUGAUAUUACAGUGAAUUGUUUGUAAUCGAAUUUAAUAAGGUUAGAACACAUUCUGUGUUUGCACGUUGUUACAUAUAUUUUUAAGCGAGAUUAAAUGAUUUUUAAGUUGUAGUGUUUCCUAAACUCUUGCUUAACAAUUUUUAUAUCGAAAGAAACCAACGUAUAAACUCAUACUAUGUUCUCACCUUUAAGUUUGAUAAAAAUAUUUGAAUACCUUUUUUAAAUAGUUAUAUUGGAUAAUAAAUUGAUUAAAUCCUUAUUCCACGAUUAGAUUUAUAGUCUUUAUACCUUACUCGAUGUUAAAACUAGUUUUUUUUUUCUAAUAUUAUACUAGUAUGUUUAUGAUUUCUAAAAAAAAAAAAAAAAUAGACAAAGUUGAACAUUGGGAUUUACAGAGAAAGGUAUUCGAUUACCUACCAUGACAUGACCUAACCUUGAUGCAUUCAUCAAAAUGCGUUUUUGUAGUCAUCCGAACCAGUUUUUAAAUAUUAACGGCUACGACGUGAUGUGCAUCUGUUUUAAGCUACUUUUUGUGUCCUCCAAACAUAGAAUAAUUAUAAAAAAAUUUAUUGAAUCCAAAAAAAAACUUUCUUUUUGUUUUCAUUAUUUUCUUACCCAUUGGUUAAAAUAAUUAGCAUUUCGCUAUCCCGUCAAAUUGAAACAAUAUAUCUAAUAUUCGAUAGGGAUUGAAAAUUUGUUUCUUUCAGAUGUAUAAGAGUUAUAGAGAGGAGUAAAAGUGAGAAGAAAACGUUUGAAAAAAUCGUUUUCGAUUUAUUUUUAUGAAUGAUAACGGUUCAAGUAAACACAUUUUUUUUUUAUCUGUUAUUGUAAUAUUAGUUCACCUUUAUGUGCACAAUGUUCAAUAUACAUUUAGUUAUUAACAAAAUGGAAUAUCUAACCAAACACGCAAUAUACCGAUUUCGUUAUAAAAAAAAAAAAAAAUAUCAAACCAAAUAUUACGGUUUUGCUAUUACAUAGAAACGUAAUCAUUGAACAAUCGGGAGACGUACACAAACUCAUCAUUAUAAGUUAUAACUCAAUAAAAUAUAACAAAAAAAGAGCUGAUAAUCAAGAUGGAUGUGCCAAUGUUGUAUGUCAUUUAAUGCAUGUAUAUUUUCUCGUAUAAUCCAUAUAAUUUAUUAAUCUAACUGGAAACCUCAACGUUAUUUUUGUAUUUUAUAUUCUUUUGUUUAUUUUUUUUUAAAGUACUUUUUCAUUAUUUUAUCCUAUGAACCUAUAAUACUCUUUAAGUUUUUUUAUUAUUUUGUUGGGCACACGUGCUGGAUUAGGUGAUUUUGACUAAUCGUUAUUAUGUAUCCUUAUUUAUGAGGGGUAAUUUAUUGUCACCUAAAAGACUAUCGAAUAACUAGCAAAUAUGAAUAUCUCUCAUGAACAUUCAGGUUUAAGUAUGCUAAUUGGGCUAAUUCACAAUCGAAUUUGCUCGAACACAAGAAAGAAAUCAUGGAAUCAAAAAAAGAUUGGAAAGAAAUGUUGGUUGCAAUACAAACGUUUGAUAGACAAUGAACAAUAAAAUACAAUUUAUUAUCUAAUAUUUUAGGUUUUAUUUUUAUUGAAAUGUAUUUGAUAUCACAAAGUUUUGAAAUAUCGUCAAUAUCAUUCUAUAACUUUAUGGUGAUAUGGAAACGGACCUCUCGUGGCUCGUGAGGUGCACGGGGAAUAGAUUGGAAACGAGAUGAUGACCGGAUAACGGAGGGACGUAACGAGUGGUUAGAACGGCUACGUAAAAAAAUAUAUAGUCCCUUUUUUACAUCACGACACUCGUUUCCAGUCUAUUCUAACUCAUGAUUAAGAUAUUCAUCACCCAUAGAAUGCUGUGAUUUGGUUUGAAAUCGUUGUGAGUUCAUAUGUUCCGUUUAAAUGGAUUUUGUUCUAGGAGAAUAAAAUAAAAUCGUACGGAACAGAGGGGAAUAGAGGGGAAAAUCAAGGAUAUAAUAUUAGGUGAUAACUAAGUAGAUACUAUAUGAAACAUUGCCAGAUAGCUUUUGGCUUUCAUAAUAUUAUUUUUCGAACACACCUCGUGACAUUGUAGGUUUGAGGUUGUCUAUAAACAUCUUCCAUUAAAAUGCUGCAAUUGUAGCAUGCUCGUUAUAUAUUUCUAUUGAGAUCGUCGACCGCCCCAAACACAAUCGUGCGUGUGACCGGCUUCCGAUAGUGCAGUAAAACAAUUACGAUUUUGCCAUAUAAUAUAAACUAGGCACACUCUAAUAACAUAAUAACAGAAGCGCAGUACGUAUUUCAAGUAUGUAGGGCAAAAUUUCUCCGGUUGCUCGCAACGCUAUUGUUUUAUUUUCCAUUUGACGACUGGGCAGUCAUAAUAUUAAUAUAAAAUAUAAUACUAAUAUUAUGAGGUGGUCGGGAGAACGCGCGACCCGAUUCGGAGAUUAAUUGGAAUUUUAAUAUUUUACCCAAUGACAACGUCACGUCGUCGAAAGUGUGUUAGUGAAUUUUACCGUAUAAGCGACGCACACACGCAUAUUCAUAUGUACCGGAUGAUUAUAUUAUCACAAACCAGCGUUUUCGAUUAAAUUCGAUUUUCGCUGUAUUUUUCGGUCGUUUAUUAUAAUAGGUACGUGUAUACAAUGCCGUUAAAAAGAUUUGAAAUGAAAAGGUUUUGAACCGAAAACUUAUUAUUGUCAUGUAAACCACUUUAAAACGCUCGCAUUAUGUAAAAAACGGUUUUAAGCGUUUAAAACGGUUAAUCAAAUGAAUAAUAUUUCAAUGCGUUUUUGAAACCUUAUCACCAAAUUAAUUUUUGUUUGUGCGCUUCACGGCCAAUAAUUAUAACGAUUUAUUUUGAAAAGUCACGUCUCAGUUUAUUUUUUAUUUUACAUUCCAUAAAAUAUUUACUUCAAAAUUAAAUGGUGAAGUACAUCUUAUUUAAAUUUGUAUACUAUCGGUUUACAAAUGUUAUGAAUGUUAUAAUUGUUCAUCAAACCAUUUUCAUAACUAUGGACAUCGGACAUAAUAGAAAAACGGGUUAUAAUAUACAGGUUUCUGGUAUUCAGUUAAACCGUUUUAAUAAAUUUUAAAACUAUGUCUUUAAUAGUUGUAAAAUACGUUUUGACGCCAUCAUUUCAACGUAAUAUAUGAUUUACAUAUCUCUAAAAAUUGAUAUUAUGAAAUACAUUACUCUUCCCAAACGGUCGCAAUAUGAGUAUCGCUAGACGCUGUUGCGUCGCAGCCGAAUACGGUAAAACUCAUUGGUUAGGUAUCUUUCUUCUAACAACAAAAUCGCGCUUCUCACUCCUCAUAUAACCACAUAAAACUAUCAUCAUAAUCAUAUUAUAUUUUUACAAUUAUAAAAAUGUGAUAUUUUUGUGUUAGUAAAAGCAAAAUAUUCAUACGAAAAUAAAACCUUUUAUCCGCCGUAGUAUUGUUUUAAGUAACGAAAAUGAAGUUGAUUUGUUCCAUGGCCACUAUAGUGUAAAGGAUUCAAAAAUUAUGACUAGGUAUAUAAAAUAAUAAUACACUGAAUUUAUUGAUAAUUAUAUGUUUGUAUUUUUAAUUUGUUCAAUACAAUAAUUUGUACAUUUUAAUUUGAAAAUUAACACAUACGUUUCAUGUUAGUCACCCAUUAUAGUUAUUUUAAAUAACUAGACUACUUAGACAAAUACUUGCCCACAAUCUGUCCGUGUUUUUUAAAAUACACAUAAAAGUUAACCUCUCAAUAUUUGUAUUUAUCACAUUAGGGUUGCUUUUAUAAUUCUAGUUAGUAGUAGGUAUAGUCACAUACAUCGUCAUGAUAAUUUUUUCUAUUGUGACAAGAAUGUGAUGUGAUUAGAAUCGAUUACCAAGAACAUCGUAUUCAGUUGCCGAUCUUCUGGUCUAAAUUGAAUUUUUUUUUUUUUUUUUCGAGUAUAGUUCAUAAUAUUGUGUAUCGGGUAUAAUAUUUCGAAUCGAACUUGAAAAUAUUUUUAUGGAUUGUUCUUUGAUAAUAAUCAAUGGUUGUACACGUUCAAAUACUUAUUGUUAAAACGCAGGGCAGGGGUGACAUUUAUAAAAUGUAUAAAUAUAACCAAACUUCCGGAGUCUCCGAAAUCGCCGGUUCAUGAUAUGAAAAUCACCCUGUAUAGUUUAUAAUAUGUAUAGGUACGGUGUUCCCGGAAUCGAUUUUACAACUGCCGCCACCGCCGUUGAUAGAUGUCCGUGCGCGGAUCGUUUACAUUUUAAAAUAACACACGCCCGCGUGCGGACUUUUGAAAUAUCAUCGUCAUUACUCGUAAUGAUUUAUCGUUUCUUGCGGGCCGCGGAAUCUGAAAGCGUGGACCGUUUUCCCGUACGAGCAUAUUGCGGUCACUCGUAAUACCGCGAUGUAAUACCACGAUCCCCGUGUACACACAAUAAUAAUAAUAAUAAUAACAAUAAUAACAAAAUAUUAUUAUUGUUAUCACCGUUAACGGGUCGAAAAUUUAAAAGCCAAAUCGAUUAAUUUGAUUUAACUUUUUUAAGAGAACGCGUUACCCGCAUUCACGGGUAACACGGCGAAACAACGUUAAUAAAUGUAAUUAGGCUUAGGGACUUCUAAAAAUCAUAUAAAUAUGCUUUAGAUGUUUUUCAUUUAACUGAAAAAUUGAUAUAUGACUCAUUUAUUAAUAAUUAGUUAAAGCUGGCGACUAACACAACAGUUUUAUAAAAUUAUGGAACGUGGUAUGUAUACAAACUAUACAAUUGGUCUAAUUUAUAUCAUUUUAUCUAGUCGGUGGUAAAAGUAGGACUCACUGCGAGAAAUAUGAUAUAUUAUUCGAUUAUACAUACAAGAUCGAUAAAUCGUCUUUAUAAAUAGAUGAAUUUAUUAAUGGCCUGUUAUAGCACUAUAGCACUUAAAAGCUGCAUUCAGCUAAUAUGCUCUAAUGAGAAAAAAUCAUUAAAUUAUGCAAAAAUAUGUACAAUUCAAUUUUGGAUUGAGAUUCUGUAGAACAUGAACAGGAUUUCUCUUUGACUCUGUUAUUUUUACAUAAUUCAGAAAAAAUAUGCAAAUUGCUAGUAGUUCCUAAACCUAAUUAUAGCAUAUUAUAUUGUGGUAUUUAGGUUAAAAUGAUGUAGUCUAAACAAAAAAAUAACAAGCGUAUUUAUAAAGGAAAGCAUUUUUUAGGGUUGUACGUAAUUUAUGCUAAAAAAGAGAAAAAAAUGAUCAUCCAAAAAUGUAUCAGUCGUAUAAGUUUUGAUUUUUUUUUAAAUGACUAUAAUUUUUUUGUGUGACCAUUUUUUAAAAAGCAUUAUAAAUUUCAGUAUCACGUUCUCUUUAUUAUUGUAUAGCUUUUAACUUUUGAUGUUUUAUUAACAUUUUAAUUGUUUUAUCAACUUAAUAAAUAAAGAUUUCCGAUAAUAUAUUUUAUAAUAAAUCACGUCGAAAUAGGAUUUAUGUGCGUCUCUGUCACACAAACGUACGACGUGGCAAAUCGAAGUUUAGAAUGGACAAUUUUUUGUUGUCAGUGUUCAAUGUUCAAACUAUAAUGAAUCGACCUAUUGUUAAACUCAAAGUGUAGUUUGUAUAUGGAUAAAGAAGACAUAAAUAGAAUAUAAAACACGAUUCAUGUUUGUACUGUGUGGUUUUUUUUCGAUGUAUUAAUAUCAGUAAGCGAGAUACCUAACACGAUAAUUAUGUAAAAUAUUACAAUUUUUCUUUAAAAUGCUUAAAUAUUGCUUAAAAAUUAAAAUAUGAGAAAAACCGACAUAAAACACAGAUAUUUGCUCUUGUAUUUAAGCUCGAUAGUAGGUCAAUUCAUUCUAAUAUUAGCACUAACAGAAAGUAACGCGGAACGAAAAUUAGCUUUAGAUAUGCGUUUGUAAGACGGAGAUGGUACAUGCGGAUAUCCUGUCAUUUCAAGUUAAAUAAUAAUAAAACGUGCUUUUUUUUUAAAAAAUAUUUUGUGCGUAUGAACAUAUUUUUUACCGGGAAUCUUUUUUCGAUCAUAAAUCUCAGGGGUAGUUAUUAGUAUCAAAUUUUGUCUAUUUGUUGCAUCGAGAAGGCCAUGUUUCGGUUUUCUUUAUAAUUGGGAAACACGAGAAUGUCAAAGCAAUUACUAUUAUUUUCGAUUUAUAGUUUUAAACAUCUUCAAAAUGUUCUUUUAUUUUUCGAAUUAUUUGAAAUGAUAGAAUUUAUUUGGUUUUAUAUUGAUCAGCUUAUUAUAAUAUACAAUGCAUCUUACAGUGUAAUCUGAACUUAUUUCAAUCGGGUUUUGUGUCGGGCGGACACAAAUUAAAGUUUUAUUCUAAUCGCUCAAUCACUGAAUAACUUGACAAUUUUGUAAAAUAUACCAUGUGUUCAUAUCCGAUCAAUAGUUUCUUAGUAAUAACCGUUAAUAACGGGGUAAUCUCUCGUUUUUCACACCUUUCCCUAAAUAUUGAAAUUUCGAACAUUUUAACGAGUGAAAAAAUAAAGUUAUUUUUAUUUUCGUUGAUAAAUUUAAUUUUUCUUUACAUUCGUGUUCCCCUGUCACAAAAUCUGAUUAAAAAUAUAUAUAUAUAUAUUGAAUAUUAACAAAGUAAUUAGCAUUCGGAUAUCACUGCAGUAGGAAACUCUGUAUAUAUUUUUAAUGAAUAGCAUAUGUGGGGUCCCGAAAAUAACCAUUGUUUAGUAUUCCCGCGAUAAAUUUCCCGUGUAAGUUGAACACAGUAGCCGUCAUUGUUUUUAGUAAAUUCCAAACUUUAGGUUUAAUUAUUUUUAUUAGGUAUAUGCCGAUAAUAGUUUCACAAUAAAAUAAAAUAUAAAUUUAACUAAAUUAAUAAUGUUAAUAAUUUAUUUGAAAUUUGAAAUUAACUUAUUAUGACCUAUUACUUAGUCAGUUAAUAAAACAAUAUACAUUUUUAACGUAUUAAUUCGUUAAAUUUUCUCCAAUAAACAUAACUGUUAACAUAACUUAAUUAAUAUUAUUCAUUAAAUUGCCCAGCUUUGAUUAUGAUAAUUUAUACAAAAUUAUUAUGUAAAACUACACUACGAACACGGUUUCGCGAUUUGUGUAGCACGAGUCUUGUGGGCUAUUGCGGUUUGCCGUACGAAUAAUGCAAAUACACCUACCUACCUAGUAAACAACACACAACUGCGAAAUGUUCUCUUGAUAAAAAAAAAACCGUUUUAAUUGAUUAUCCUUCACGCAUAUACGGUUACCGACAGAGAAAAACCCCUUGUAAUCGUCGAUGAAUUCGAAUGCGAUUUCCUUCGGUAUAAAUCAUCUAGGGCGCGAGAUUAAUUACUACACGUGUGGUUUUUUGUUUUUUUUUUUUUUUUUUUUACUUUUCAUUCUUUCGAUUCGUAUCAUUGUUUACUUACUUCUCGUGUCUUGUAUGUAUUCAAUUAAAAACACAUUAACGACUAGUAGGUAUUGUUUACACAACUCGGCCCUUUUUUUUUUUCAAUAGUUACAAUAAGCCAUCAAAUUCUCACCCAAUUAUUACACGGAUUAAGAGGACGUAAUACCCCCUGUAAUUCGAUUGUAAAAACUGUUACAACUGUAAUCUUUCUGUAUUUAUAGUACAGUGACCGAAAUUUUACAACGCACAUUAUUUGAGUGGUAGCGUACCCUUUAUUUUUGAUAGCGCUAUCCGUUAAUGUUCUAUAAGUAAAUAACAAUACAACACCCACAUAACCGAAUGCUGCAAACCGAUAACUGUAUUUAUUUUAACAAAGAAAAAAAAAACACAUCGCAACACACGUACAUUUCUCCUUAAUAAUAAUAUGUUUUGCAAUUUCGAUAGUUCUACAAUGUAUGAAUGUGGAAAAAAUAGAGCUGUUUUGUGCAAAAUAUCGUUUAUCGUAAAAUGUUUAAUUUAUCGUCACACUUGUGAUACUUGUCACACGAGACUAUCUGUACAUUUUUUCGAUAGCGAAUUUUAAUAUUUUCGAAUUAACAAAUUUCCACUUUUUAAAAAUGUUUUUACAAGUAAAUCCCUUACAUAUGAGCGAUAAUUCAGCAGUAUGUCGAACAUUUAUAAACAAUGAUCCUCAAAAUUCAUAAAAUAGCUCUUCUGUAAUUUUUAAUUUUAGAUUCUAAAUUAUAGCUAAAAAUGUAUGAGCUUUACAAAGAUCUUUAUUUAUUAAUUUUUUUUUUAUGUGAGCUUUUUUUCUACCAGAAAGCUUACUAUGAUGUACACGAUAUAGAAUCUUUUCUGAAAGAAAAUUUUCUUAGAGUGGUACAUUAAGGAGGUCGCUUUUCUAUUUUUUCGGGAGUUUUCUCAACCAAUGGAAAAACCGAAAAAAAAACGGAGGAUAAACGGCAAAAUAUAAGAAUCGCAGGAAUCAGUUAAAAAAUAUUACUAAAUAUUACUCUAUUUUCUGUGAACGAAUUUUCUACCAGCAAUUUUUCUCCGGUUUAUAAUAAUAACACUUUCGCUAAAAAGAAAUCUAACUGGGAAGGUACUUUAUGGAGAUCAAUUUUUGAAAAACCAGAAAAAUUAUGAGAAUACUGGGAAAAACGUAGAUAAAACGGAAAAAUCGGUAUAGUAUUAUCAUAGAAAAUAUAUAUAAUACCCAUUUAAUUUUUUUAGCAUAAUAUACAAUAUAUACUAUUGACAAAGCAUUACUAUUAACUAAACUCCGCUCAGAAUCGGUUUUUCGUUAGAAAUGGUUUAUUGUUCAUAACAGAUAUACAUUGAAUUCCCUUCUGUACUUACCUUCUGUAAUUACCUUCUCAACUUCUCACCUACAACAGUGGUUGCACCCACGUGGGAAAUAUGUCCGUCCUUUUUUUUUUGUUCACUUGGAUAAGUAUUCUUACAGCAAUUAACAAGGAAAACAAAUGAAUAGGUAGGUUAUAAGUACCUAUAUUUGAUAAUCACAUGGUUUCAAGUUAGAAAAUUCUGCAGUAUAAUUCUUUAAUUUCUUUAUAUAUCUAUAUAAUACUUUGAUUAAAAAGUGUAGAUAAAUAGUAGAAAUGCAUUUAUUGAUAUUGAUAUUAAUAAAUAUCAAAUUACUAUUAUUGACAUUUUUCUUACUACCCUGCACCCAUCCAUUCUGCAAUCGCAACCAUGUACAUGUAUGUACAAUGAUGGGUAUCGAAAACCCUUUCGCCACGUCACUGAGCGGUAUUAUGUCCAUUUAAUUCAACGAAUGAAUUCAAUCAGUAUUGAAACUUUUAAUACCGAACUGGUAUUAUUAUUAUUUAAAUUUUUAAUAGAUAUAAAAACGAUACCUACGCGCAUAAUAAAAACAUGUUUGAAAUAAAAUCGACCAGGUAAUAUUAGGUAUAUUAAUUUAUUAUAUAAGUCACAACGUUUCACUCAAAUGAUAUUUACAAAAUAUUUCAAUUGGAUUAAUUUAGGAAAAUCAGAGUUACUGAAGUAGACAUUUUGAAUCAAUUUUUAAAAAUUUAACACCAUAUUUGAAUAGAUCGGUUGAAAUAUUCUGCGUUACCGAUUGAGUGAAGCACAUUGAAUUGUACCAAUGGUUUUAAUUACUGGAUUUGGCUUUUAAUUUUCACAUAUUCGAUGUUAGAAACUACUUUACUAAACACCAAAAUCGAUUGGUUACCUCCCGUAAGCACAUUUCAGUAGAUAAACAUUUGUUCUUAGAUACGCUAUAAAUAGUCUUUUAUCGAAUCAUCUGUCAUGUGAAACGGAGAGAUUGAUUUAAAAAAUCAAACGUCCUUGUAACGCCACUAAUCCAGAGUCCAACUAUGGACUCCAGUUUAAUGUAAACAUAUUUUUGUCCAGAGUCCCGAUUUUCUUCCCAAUUUUGCGUUUAUCAGGAAAUUUAUCAAAAUUGAACAAUUGUCCAUUUGUCUAUUAUACGGAAUGGAGAACGAAGGAAAACUAUUUAAAUCGAUACAAAUAACAAUAUUUUAAUGAAAUUUUAAAAAUAUGUUUUUUCAAUUUUAAUUUUACAAAAAAAAAAAACCAUUUUGUACUUGAACAUUUUUUUAGCUUAUAUUAAAAGGGCUUUUCGCACUUUAUCGUUUCCGUCUACGCGUUUAACGGGUGAUAUAACAAAAUCGCGUCGUGCAAAACGUUAAUUGUGGCAUUUAAGUGAAAAUUAGAGUUCUAUCGACCGUGAUAAAAUAUUUUAAAUAAAAGGAGAAUAUUAUUUUUUAGUGUGCGCUCGCGUAAUCUUUUUUUCUUUUUAAUGAUAUAUCGUCCGACGAAGACGUCAUGGUGUUUAAAAUGUUAAAAUAUUUUGCGAAUAGCUGUCUUGUAAUUUCAUUAAAAAAAAAAAAAAUGAAAGAAAAGUGAAGUUUUACGAUAAUACACUUCAUGUCAUACUGGAGAAUUGAGUUUAAUUACAACACAUUUUAAUACAGUAAGUAUACAGGUUGUAAAUAACUUUGGGAAUUAAAAAUAAACACAAUGGUCUUAUUCCUGAAAUAUUAUACACAAAUAUAUAUAUUAUUAUUUUUUUUAUCAAGUUUGAUUGAAAAUCUUGUUUGCUACUUGAAGCAUUUAGACUUUGACGUUAUUUUCGAUAUUAUAAAAUAAAGGUAUAGUAAAUAUUCCAAAACAUUUUCCAUUUAUGAAAAAACUUACUACAGAUGGCUAUAUGCGAUAUUUUGAUUUUGAAGAAAUUCUAUCUAUUUUAUUAUAAUGUAUAAUAUACUAUAAUAAUAUACGUGUUACGAGUUUUUUUCCGAUUUUUAGAAGCGUAGCAGCAGCCAUCACUCAUGCAAGUCGUAGAAAUUAUUUUUAAUAGAUGAUAAUUCCCUUUAGAUUAUAAUUUUGAUAAAAAUUGGGUUUCUUGCGAGGUUUUUUGCACUCGAAACAUCUUAUUUUAGAAACGUUACAAUAUGAUAAAUAUUACAACUAGCAAAGUUGCGAGUUCCUCGGACCUGAAGGAUAGACAUCAUGAUUGCCACUGAGACUUGUGUAAAUAGCUAAAAUUAUGACACUGAAUGAACAGUAAUGGAAUAGAUCACAAAUAUUUUUAUACUCUGAAGCAAAAUAAUUUUGAUUUUUAUUUAAUAUGUUUCGAUAGUAAAAUAUUAAGUAAAUCAUCUUAUCACAGAUUAUAUUUUCAGUUAAAUAAAAUAUAUCUCCGUGAUAUGAAAUAAUUUUUUUAAAAAAAAAAAGUUGGGAAGGUAGGAUACAUAAGGAUAUUUCAUUUAUAUCUGUAAGCAAUGAUAAACCAUUGCUUGACAAUAGACAAUUCCGAGCGCAGUUCAGCAAUACAUAAAAGUGCCGUUAUUUUCUUUGCGAUUUUCGUUUAAAUUUGAUUUCAAAACGUUUAUAAAAAAGUCGUUCGAUAAUUAUAGAAAUUUUAUCAUGUGUAGUUGAGCCAAAUAUAACUGUUAUUAUCAAGUUUCAAGUCUCUACGUGUAUUUAUGACCGAAUUACAACAAAAGAACUACUAAAAAUUUAAAUUACUUAAAAGCUCAAAAUGGGCCAUAUUUUUGGUCAUGAUAUAGUGAGAAAAUAAAUAAAAAAGUAAAAAAAAAAGAUAUUUUCUAAUUUUCAAUUGAAUCAUUUUUUCCGGUAGAAAACGUCGUCCGUGUUUUUAUAAAAUAAUGACAACAUGAGCUUUCAGAAAAGUUGCUACACGUACAAAUUGAAGCAAGUUCACUAGGAAAAAACGUGUCUACAGACUAGAACAAAGAAGAAAAAAAAAAUAAAAACUAAACAGCAUUGUAAAACCAAUAGUUCCCACGCUACGCUCGAAUCUAAAAUACAAAAAAAUAUAAACUACCCCUACACUCGAUAGGUUUGAGGGAAUAAUUUUAACUUUGUGAAAUUACAUUUCUCAUCACUUGACAUAGAAUUAAUCGACCACCUCUCAGCGCGAUAAAUAAAUGGAAAUGGAAAAACUUAUUUCUUCGAAAAUUUACGCAGUGGACCAAACAAUCUACACUAUAAUAUGCAUGUUGAAAUAAAAUAUCUCUGGCCCACAAAAAAUAUAGCAAAAUAUUAUUCGUCAUUUUAACAAUAUUUGUGAAUAAAAAACUUCUGCUGGAAAAAAUAUUAAUCGCAUUAUUAAUUUGAAUUUUUUGAAUUGUGAUCAGUUGUGAAAUUAUAAUCAGUUAGGGAGUCUAAGUUAGGGAGCACUGUGCUUAGCCCUUCGGGAUCGUCUGAAAUACCCCAAUGUAGAGGCCGAGCCCCGUGGGUGCCCCGAGCACCACAUUUAUUUAAUAUUCAGUUGGACUCAAGCCCUCCCAAGGUUCAUGAGCUAAUUGCGCCACUGAUUAGAAUUAAAUAUGUUCGAAUAGUGAAUUUAAAUGAAUACAUAAUAUUUAUUUCAAGAGUAGUAAAAUAAUUUUAGACUUAGUGUACUUACCGAAAAACCUAAUUUAGUUUUAGAUACCAAAAUAUGUCUUUUUUUUCACAUGGUUAGUAAACAAUCGUAACUAAUAUUAUAAUAUUGUUAAUUUCUAUUUGUAAUUAAAGUUGAAAAGUGUAUGUUUGUAAAAAAAAAAAAAAAAAACGUUUUAACUAUACAAUCCUAUUCCUGCUCGACUUCCAACUUACAACAGAGGUCUAUGCAACCUUAUGCAAAGUAUCUAUGUUUAUAUCUACUAUUUUUUUACCUUUACAAUACAUAUAUCAUAUUUAAAAUAUUCAAUCGAUUUGACUGCCGUGGACAAUUAUCCAAAUAGAUUCUAAACGAAUUUAUUAAAAAAAUAUUUGAUUGUAUAAUGCUAUUGUUACAUUAUUGUAUCCAGAAUAACUAUUGCCCUAAAAGCACACAAAUGUGCCUCUUGCCGAUGUUCGAAAACGACUGAUAAACAUCGUAUAAAUAUGGGUGGUUAUUGAGUUGCUUGAAAAUUAUUGUAUUACAGUGUGGGUUUUAAAUUUAAAAAUUAAAUACAACUUAGUGUACCUAUAGGUAUAAUAUUUUAUUAUAAUGCUGCAGUCGACCGUAUGCGAGUAGAUCCCAUUUGUACUUAAAAGCAACUGCGUUAUAACUUAUAAGCGCAUUUAUCCGAUAACGUUUUUUUCUUUUUUAACGCAAGUAUUUUUAGGAUAAAAUAUUAUGUAAGUACUAUAGUUAUACAGAAUACAUCAUAUUAUAAUAUUAUGAAAAAAAAAAAAGUUUUUUUUCUUAUUGAUGACACGGCUCGGUGCACAGACGAAAUGGAUACCGAAAAAGUAAAAAUAAAUAAAUAAGAUUUAUAUAUUUAUUUUUUUAGGUAACUACGCUUAUUUCUGUUAUAAAGUACGCGUAUUAAACUUUAUCAAAACUUGACGACAAAUACGUACCGACGUAUAAAACAUCUCGCGGUAAACCGUUUACCGAUAUAUCAUUUUUUACUGCAUUAAUGGAGUAUUUAAGUUCAGUUAUAAGUAUAAUAGUAUGGUGCUAAGUUUUUCAAAAUAAAAAUACGGAAAAUUUUCACGCUUUACCGCCAGUGGUAUAACAAUAUCAUUAUUUUUAAAAUUUAUGUUUGAUUAAAACGUAAACAGUUGAUAAAUGACCACUGUAUAUUAUGUUUUAAUAAGUGCCGUUGUAUCUUAUAUUUUUAUUCUAUGUGGAUAAGUUAACCUCAUAGAAACCUAAUUAUUUUAGAUUUAUGCGAUCAUUGAUAGUGUGACCAAUCAACAUAAAAAAUUUGACGAAAUGUUGAUUUUCAAAAUUGCCAAUUAUCAUCACACGGAAAAAUUAUUGAAAUAAUAUUAAAUCAGAUUAUUAUAUUUAUCCUCCUAAGACCACUAGACGGAAAUGCAUCGGACAUUUCAGCAUUAUAAAGAACGAUCCUUUAAAAUACAGGAAUUCUGAGUACGCUAUACAAUUGGCACGUUAAAAUGUUAAAAAUCGAGUGCGUAGUAUGAAUUAAUAAACGUAUAGUCAUUUUAGACUUAAAGUAUCGUCUGUAUUAGUAUAUUAUGUUCUUUUUUUCCGUUUUUAUUUUAAUUUAUUAAAAAUCUCGCAAAACACGGAAACAUUUAAUCUUCAAUUCAGAUUCUGUUAGGUCAUCAAAAUAUUAUUAUUGUAGUUUUCACAAUAUUUUUUAUACACGCGUAAAAUAAUGCGAUUAAUAUUGACGUACAAAAGAAUAAUAUUGUUUCGAAUUAAAUGAAGUGAAAUUAAAUUACUGUAUACUUGUGUUUCUUAUACAAUUACGUUUCUUAUAAUAACUUACUGUACUUUUACUCGAUUUAAUAUUAUAAAAAUAACAUACAAUUUUUGUACAAAUGCUAUUGGGUAAUUAUUUAUAACACCAAUUUUAUUAACACGCAAAAGAUUUUUGAAACACGAUUUGUAUGUAAAAAAAAAAAAAUGUCCAUGAUCAGAUCUCAGCUAUUUGUUGCCAUUAUAAUAAUUAUUUAUUCAUUUUUUUUUUAAACUAUUAUAAUUUGUCUAAAAUAGUUAUGCUAGCCAAAAAUUCACAAGGGUAUUUAUAAUAAUAUCAUGUUUUAUACUGAAUUAAAUCAAAUUAGUUAUUUAGUUAAAAUUUAUAUUCAACAGACAUAUUUCAUUAAUCACUUCUACCCUUUCCCUGUCUUAUUUCGUGGUCUACUAAUUCCUUCCACGUUUAGUUAUCAAAGUAUUAUAUUAUAAUUUUCCAAUAAUGAUAAGUAAUUGAACGAAAAAGUUUCAUCAAAAUAGGUAGAGUAUAGUUUUCAGGAAUGUUGCGAACAUACAAAGACGGUGGGAACGAGGGUUGGAAGUUGAAACCUUCUAAAGACAUAUACUCGACAACAAAACUAGUAUACAUACAUAUAUAUAUGUACACUAAUUUUAACCCCUUUUUUCACUUAUUUUGAAACGUGACAUUUUUGUUACUCCAAUAAAUUUAUGAAACAAAUGUUAUUCCUAAUUUUGAGCUAAUUUGGUCCAUAUAGCGCCACUAAAAGUGUCCAAAAGUAGCAGAAAAAAUAUUUAUAUACAUAUAUAAAUCUAUAUAUCAGACAUAAUACAAGAAAAUAAUCUCUACUUUUGAGGAUAAUGUGACAUAAAGUUUAUAUAAAAUGUCCAUUUAUUUUUUCAACCGUAUUUUUUUGUAAUAUUAUUAUUACAUUUAAAUUUAAUAUAGCGCUGACUGUUUUAUAUACCGUUAAAAUGAAAUAAUGUCACAUCGGAAAAACGUCUCUCAAAAAGAUAGGAUAUGACGUGUAGAAUGAAUAAUAGAAAACCAUAUAUCACAAUAAAUGAUCUGGUUCAUGGAAAAAGGGUCCUACCGGCCACCGUGCACAUUCCACUUUGAGAAAUAAAAUUUGUUUUUUGCUCAGCUCUUUUUAUAUUUGCUAUAAAAUGAAAAAACUCACCGUUAUUGGGCUAUAUUAGCCCAAUGAUUGCCGGUGAUAAGGUUUAAGGUCCGUUUUUAGUACAUUAGUGUUAUACCUACUAAAAUACUAAAUCAGUGAGUAAUUGGUAUGAGCCGAAGUUCCUUUUGGCAUACACCAAAUCAAAUAUUAUUUGUGUUUUGUCGCUUUACAAACACGACGACUCUCCAAUCGGUCCAAUAAAAUGUUUUUAGUUAGACUAGAUCAGAAUGUAAAAUAAAAAGAAAAGAAGACGGACAUACUUUGCACGAUGGGUGUGCCACUGUUGUAGGUGAAAAGUUGAGAAGGUAGGAUAUAGAGGAGAAUUUAAUGUAAGGCUAUGACACUCUGACACUCUAUCUGUAAUUCAUAUUUUCAGUCGUGAUGCCUCGUCACCUCAACACGAAAGCCUCGUGAAAUCUUCGUAAGAGACGUGCUUGAGAUAAUACAGAACUGGGAGAAUAGGAUAUGCUGGGGCAGGAGGCUCUAUAAUAGCUUUUAGAGGGUGUUUCGUCGGCAAGGGAACGCGUAAUCGAUCCAAGAAACGUAUAAACCCGAUGACGUGAUAUGAAUUAAUUAUUAUACUCCGCAAUAUUAUUGCCACUACUUACUGCAGCAGUAUUACCGUAUGAAAAAAAUAGAAAAUGUAAAUUUAAACAAGCCAGACGUACAUGUUUUAUUUUCUAGAGUACCUUACUGCACAGGUGAUUUUCCAACAAUAAAAUAUUAUUAGGUAUAUUAUAACAAUAAUAUUAUAAUAAUCCUAUAUAAUAAAUAAUGUCAUUUUUUAUUGAAAUUGAUUUCGGUCGUUAUUAUAUUGAAUUAUUUAUUUAGAUUUGCCUUUAAUGCUACACUUAAAAUUAUUUUUUGUCGCACCGCUAUUUUUCAACGGUAAUUUAUUUUAAGAAAUGCUUAAACUAUAAACCGCAGUUGAAUUGUGGCUUGACUAUUUAAGUAUUCCUUAAAUAUGUUAUUAAUAUUUCAAAUACUGAUUGUAGUUCACAAUUUACUAACGACAAUAAUAUUAUAGUAGCAAGAAUAAAUUCGUUUUCGUGUUUCGUUUAGGUUUCAACAUUAGUUUUGGUUUUGCUGUUUACGGUUUGAUGUUUGUGAAAUAACUAUCAAGACGAAGAUAUAGCCAAUAUUGUAUUUCGAUUUUAUCUAGAUAAAAAAAUAUUUAUAUAUAUAUAUAUAUAAAUAUUUUGUAUUGUUAUUCAGAUUAUAUUUUAGAUGAUUUUAUCCAGAUGAUCCCGACACGUGGGUACAUCAAUGUGUGUAUAAUAAUAUAACGUCGUUCGGACCCCAUUAUAAUAUUAUAAGCGAGUCGUGCGAUCGAUGGAAAGUCUACAACGCGGUCGGACGGGAACGGUACCGUGGCGAUUAACAUAAUAAUAAUAUUAUUAAAAUAUAUUAUGGGCUAUAUAAAGGCAGGGCUGGGCUGUAAUACGCGUGGUGAAUUUCACUGUCGUUGAAAAUUAUAAUAAUACUAUAGCCUGUAGGUUUUAGUGGAGCUAUAAUACCCGCGAUGUCGUUCCCCGAAGAAUUUAUAAUCUCGUACGUAUCUAUACAGACAUACCACCUUCUAUAAAUCCACAGAAAAAAAAAAAAAUUAAUAUUUGCAGGUGAUAAAGUUUCACGUUAGAUAAUAUUAUCCACUAACCGCCCCAAAUAUUAUAAUACGUCCUAAUAUUCUAUCAGGCGUAGGCUAUGAUUAAUAACAAAAUAUUAAUUUAACAUAUAUUAAAGAACAAUACAUUUAAAACAAAUUAAUUAUACCAUGGUUAUAUAACGAAAUAUUAAAAUAAUAGUAAAAAGAAAAAUUAUGUUAAUAAAAAUAUUUUCUCACGUAUAUAACAUGAUAAUAUCGAAAUUAAGUUAGAGAUUUAGUACCUAAAUGAUUUGAUAUUUUAACGUUUUCCCCCAAAACAACAUCUGAGGUGAAAACGGAAAACUGACCACGUAUUAUGUUUAGUGGAUGAUAUACAAACAAAAAUUGUAUAAGGCAUUUUUCGGUAUUUUAAACAAUAUUUCCCAACAGCCAUUUUAUAUAAAAAGCAUUUUUCCAUCGUAUAAAUACCGGUGGGGAAAACGGAAAAUCUGAUUAUUGAUUAUUUUAUUGCCGUCGAGAGUUCAUUUUAAUAUAACGAACUUAUGUCAAAUUUUCAAACAACUUCGAUUGGUCGAAAAAGACAAUUUUAUUCAUUGGAAAACAGUAAACACGAACUUGCUGCAGGCGAUUGAUCUUCCCUUUCGACGUUCUCUUCUCUUUGGAUUAAUUCCGUUUUUUAUUUGUUGCCAUAUUGUAACGCGGCGUUUGUAAAUACAUUCAUUUUUUUCAACGGCCAAAUACCGACGAGUGAUAGGAUGGCAGCGAUGGCGGCGUUUAUUUUACAGUAGAUGUACUACCUAUAUAGAAUAAGCCGUAGUUCGAGUUUGUUCGUCUGACGCGGGGUUUUAUUUUUUAAACGCGUUUAUCGAAAAAAAAAAACCUCUUCGACCGUAAACGGAGUGUUGUAGGUAUUCGGGGCAGCGUUGUGUAGUUUUGUUUUUCCAUCGAGGAUUAUUCUGCACCAGCAGCUGGCAGCUGUUGUUGAAAAUAUAACUGUUUAUGAGUACUUAUUAUAUACAGGUAUAUAGGUUUAUAGUUGGUAUAGUUACGUUAAAUUUUAUUAUCACACCCGAUAAUAGAUCGAGUUGAGCUUCGGUGCGUACGGCGUUUACAUCGCAUGGCCGCGCGCUGUACUUCUAUACAAUAUAAUGUUUGGUUAACUGUAGGAAUUCAAAGUAUCUAUAAGGGCGGCCCGUCUCGUGUUUGUCUGCGGGUAAACGAAUUACUAUCAGAUUCUGUACUCAUCUCGUAUAUACCUACGUCGCGGACGCUUGGUUAUUGUUUUGGAUUCUGAGCGUAGUAAGGAAUUAUUGGUGUUGGUUUUACUAUGAUGUGUGUAUGUGUUUUUUUUUUUUUUUCACUUUUUUCAUGCCUAUAAACAACUUUUAUACCAUAAAAUAUUGCUCCGACCAUCAACAUGGUGGAUGUUUUCCGAUACCAAAUUUCGUCCAUUUGUUGCGUUGAGAGGUAAUUUUUGUGAUUUUUCUUAGUUUUCUUAAUAAUUGGUGAACAAACAUUUGGCGAAAAUGUACGCAGUAUCGGUUUCUGUUAUUUUGUUGUACUAUAAUAGCGCCACCUAGACGUCGUAUAAUUUUCAAACCAUCAUUCUGGUCGUUUUUAAGUUAUUUAUAAGAUUCGAUAUUUUACAGCGGGUUCAGACCGAUUUGCCUGUGUGACCUGUUGUGCAUCAACAUAAAAUAAGUUUUUAUGUUCGAUUUAAAAAAAAAAAAAAAAACGUUUAAAAAAUGAUAUUAUCGUCAACGGCGAUGAUUGAUGGGCUAACGGUGGCGGCGGAAAAUUUCCCGACGACUAAAAUAUUCAACAGCAGACACUUAAUAUAAUUAAUACGACGGCGGCUACCGGACCUUUUAAUUAUCUACUCGUCAGUUACCUACCUAUAAAAAAAAAAAAAAGUUUAAAUCCCUUUAUCGAGGGUUUUUUUUUUUUUAAUUUCCGAGAAGAGCGACUUUUGACAGAAUUUUUUUUAAAUAUUGUAUACACACGCCGGCCGUCAUACGCACACGUCAAACGGUUAUUACCGCGUGUGCUGGCGUUUCCGACGGAUUAACGUUUAAAAUAUAUAUAAAAAAAUAUAUAUAUAUUUAAAACUAUUAUGCGCAGGCGGUUGUUGUUUUUUUCCCUCGUGCGUCGCGUUGGGCAAAACUAGAUUUUAAAAAUAUUUUUUUCGACCGUGGCACAAGUAUAAAAUAUACAAUGUAAUAUUCGAGAGAGUUUAUAUGGAAAUCAUGAAAUAUACAUUUUGCUUGUCGACUAAACCACGGAAAUGCGAAUACCUCCUCCAUAGAUUAGACGUGUCCGUGUACCGGCGCUAGACGAGCUCGCAGACGAUUGGAAAUUUAUUAGUCGAACUUCGCGUCUAUAACUUUACGAUUUCUUUUUUUUUUUUACUUUGACAUAGUGGUGCGUAAAAAAAUACUUUACCGCACUGCUUUGCUAUUAUAUAUAUAUAUAUAUAUAAAUAGGAAGCGCAACGUACAUAGAUAUUUUUUUGUUACCUCCCGAGUCACCCGGAAAGAGUUGUGCAUAAAACAUGUCAAGUGCAAACGUAAAAAAAUAAACAAAACACCCGGAUGACCAUAUUGAUCAACAGCAGCGGCGGCGUUGCAAAUUAACUCGUACUGAAAAAGCCUGCGAGUGUUUUGUACAUCGUUGCUACGCUUCUCAUACAGGAAACUGCUCGUGGGUAGGCUACUGUUGUUGGAGUGAAGUUGAGAAGGUAUGAUAUCUAGGGUAACUCUAUUUAUAUAUAUAUAUCAUUACGAAAAAUAAUUCAGUCUGAAUUUGGGUUUUGAAAUGUCACGAUUUGUACGAUUUUCAUCAAGAAUUUAACUUUAAACGUUAGUAAAAAAAAAAUAUAUACCACACAUUACUUUUAUUUAAUUUUAUUUAUUUAUUUAAAUUUUAAACGGGCCAGGUCCAAUAACAUAUACAAUUAUAAUAAUUUAUAUACGCUCAAUGUUUUUAGCUUCUGAAUGGAACGAGAGAUCUGUUGUUUUUACAUGUGUUUUUUCUUUUUAAAUUUAAAAUUGUUUUUCUGUAAAUAAUUUUUUGGAUAGAAAACUUGUUCCAAUCGAAAAAAAAAACAAGAGAACUCUUUUGUCGAAUUUUUGAUUUAGUUGCUGCAGAAGUAAAAAAUUGUAAUUUUUCAAGCAGUUUUUAUAAUAAUUAGGAAAAAGACGUAAAAUGAAAACUGACAAAUUAACAGCAUUAUGAUUUUAUUAUUCUAUACAUUUAUAAGGUUCAUGUUUUCUACUAAAAAUAUUGCUCCAGUCCAAAAAAUAUAACAGACUAUUUUUGUUGAAUUAUGGAUAUAGUUAGUUAAAAAAACAGUAGUUUUUUUUAAUAAUUAGGCAAAUCCGGAAAAAAACGUAUGAAAAACGAGAAACUUUUCAGAAAUAAUGAUUUCAUUAUUUUAAAUUUUGUUCUUUUGUUGUAGUUUAGUUGUUAAAAAUAUUUAUAGAGAUUUGAAUUUUGAAAAAAGACUUAUACUUGCAUUUCCUAUAUGUGAUAAUAUUUUAAAAAUAUUUUGGAGAUUUUUAAGCUAUUUAUUGACAUUGUGUAGCUAAAAUAGUUUGACCAAUCGGAAAUCCUUGACAAUUUAACAGGAGGUUUAUUAUAAGUUGUUCUUAGUAGUAAAAAAAAAAAAGAUAAGAAAGUAAAGUGUUAUGAAAUUAUUUUUUUUUCAUAAUGGGUUGAAAUCAAAUUUUAAUGGAAAUCCGUUAAUAUUAUGGCCUUUCUAACAUGAAUAAACGAAUUUCGUUAUCAAUGGUGUAUCGUUGCUUACAGAUAAAAAUUAAUUAACUUUAUGUUCCCUAUCUUAGUACCUUCCCAACAUCUCACCUACAACAGUGUCGCACCCUUCAGCAGUAUCAGCUUUUUUAAUUGUUUUUAAUUUAUUAAAGCCAAUGUAAAGAAUACGACAUACUAUGUAAAAGAAAAAAAAAACGUUUAGACGUUUGUGAAAUAUAGUGUUCAGUAAAUUCGCUAUUUAUUAUUAGUAUACCUCGGAAAUGUUUACUACUUUAUGAUAAAACGUGUUUUACAAGACUAAAAAAAUAAAGCACGUAACAUAAGAGUGUAAGACUUAAGCAUUUUCGCUAAUGUCCGGACUAUAGAACCGUUUAUAGAUAAAAAGAAAAACCCAUUUGUAUAAUAUUAUAAAAAGUGCGUAUUUUUUUUUUUUCUAUAUAACAAUCGUUCAUUUUUAUCACAAUAAUAAAGCCGAAUUUCAUAAAUGAGCGUUAUAAUUACUUAUUUUUAUGAUUAUAAUACGGCUAUACUUUAUCUUAAGUCCAACACUAACAGUGUCGUAUUACGGCUUAGACUGUUUAUAUGCUUAUAUGUUUAUGCAUCCCGCAACGUAUACCUACGUAUUUUAUAUAAUUUUGAAAAGGCAACAAAGGGUUGACAAAACAGCGUAAAGUUUUUCCCAUUUUCUGAUUUAGCCUUAGAUAUAAAUGAUAUAUUAUGAUAUGGAACAACGUGAUAGUCGACUGACUCUAUGAGUAAAUUUGUAGGUUAACAGCUUGGAGGUCGGAGGACGAAUUUUAUCGAUCGACCCAUGACAUAUUUGUUCAUGUUAUGGAUUAUGUGAUACAUAUAACAUUCUAAAUAACAAUAAUAAUUAUACUAAUUAGAUAAUAAUAUGUUUUUCUUACUUCAUUUUAUAAAUUGCUUUUAACUUUAUCGACGAUUAGUAACUCGUGGUUAACAGGAAUGUUUGUUAAUAUGCUGCAAACUUUAUUUAAUUUUUUUUUCUAAACAGUAAUAAUUUUACCAUCUACUUUCAUAGAAUAGAUAUUUUUUUUUUGAAUUCAAGGUGUGUUGGACAAGCCCGGCUAAAGAUAUUCAGACAAUUUUUAAAUUGUAUCCACAAAAAGAUAAUUAAUACAAAAAUGUUAAAAAUAACAACUGAAUAAAUUUUAAUGUAAAAUAAAAACAUAAAUAAUAUAAUUGUAAAUAUAUUAGUUUCCACAAAAGGUCAUUAGCGAAAAGAUAUUAUUAAAAGCAAUGAAAUGCCAACAAACACGAAUCGAACGAUUAAAUGCAUAAAGAAUGUAUUAAUUUACUGUGGACAAAACGGAGGCGCCCAGAGUUUUGUGGCUUCCAGGCCGUUCUCCCCCCUCCUCCUUAAUCUGGGCUUAAUGUUGGAUUUAAAAACAAAAAUUAAUGUGCGUGCGGUUUGAAUUUUGGGAUAUAAAACAGACUCUAUGUCAUUAAUCUCUUCUAUAUAUUAGUGUAUUAUACGCUUUUUGCUAUACAAAAACUUGAUCAUGGAAUUUCUUUGUACAGUUCUUACCCCUUUAGUCUUGAUUAACAACGAAAGUAUAAUGGAUUCGGAAAUUGAUAUUAUUUGGAAAUAUUUUCAAUUUUUUUUAAUGCUUUGUUAAAGUAGAUGUUUAAAUCUGUAUACAUUGGUUUAAAAACUCGAGUAUGUUCAAUUAUUGCUAUGCAUCGGCUUAGCGUGCUGAAAUGUAAAGAAAAAAGAAAGUGAAAAACAGAAAUUAAUUGCAGUUCGUUUUUAUUCGUAAAAAUGAAAUAAAUUAAAUUGCAUUAUUCAGAGAGUAUAAUAUAGUUAUGCAUAGUGACAUUUACAAACAUUUUACGAUACACCGUGUUUCUUUUAUUUGGCACCGUAUACGUGUACAAAUUUAAAUAUUAAACUUUUGUGAGGUACCUACUUCAGUCAAUAAUAAUGCAUAUUAUUAUACAAGAAGGGAAUACGAAAUGACGGCGGUUAAUCAAUAAUAUUAUCGUCAGCGGUUAUUAAAUAUUUAAAAUGGAAAAAUUAUAUUAUAAAAUCGAAUAACGGCGGGGAAACUUUUAUAACUACAUAAUAUAUUGAUUAUUAUUUAUAAAAAUAGUUUGAUUCGAACUCGUUUAUUAUUUUUUAUUUUUUUUUUUAAGAUUAUGAGUGUAGCGAAAAAGCUAUUAGAUGCACUAUGUGCGUGUUUUUCCUCCCGGAAAACGCUUUUUCGGUUAGUAAAAAUUGUUCGAUUUGUUUAUUUCGUAUCUUAAGUGAUGCGAAUUUUUCGCCCAUAAGUAUUUUAUCUUCACUCCCAACUUUUUUUUUUUUUAUACAAUUUGUAAAAACUAACGAUAACUAUCGAUAAAUCAAUUUAAUUUUUUUGAUUUCUGGGUUACUUUUGAGUUCUUUGGAUACGGGAAAAAAACACAUCUGUUACUAAUACCAUUCUGCUCAGAAUUGUUAUUUUGUUUGCAAUUAUUUACUGUCAUAUAAUGUUUACAAACUGAAUUACUCUGUAUAUCUCAUCUUCCUAACUUCCAAUAUACAAGAGCGGCUUACCCAAGAGCAGAUCAACUUUUUUUCAGUUGUAUUUUAUUCGCCUGCGUACACAAAAGACGAUGAAAAAAAAUGUCUAGAAAACCGCUAGAAACAUCAAAACGAAAUGUAAAAUAUAUCAUGUCAAUGUUUAAUCAAAUAUAUACGAGACAAGAUAUCUCACAAAGAUAUUAUAAUUGAAUAUUAUAUUAGAGUGUAUACUACAAAACAUAUUAUGUCGUCGUAUUGAAUACGGUAAUUUCUUACAUUUUACCGUAUACAAACAAUAUUGAAAUAUUUUAUUACAAUAAUUUAGUUUGUAUUUUCUAGAUGUAGGUACGUCUCUCUAGCUAUGUCUUAUCAAAUUUUCAAAAUGUUGACGAUUGGAACAAUAUUAUUCUGCUCGAAGUCGUUCAGUGACAGAAUAUUCCUCCCAUUGUUCGGAAUCUAAAUAAAUAUUGUCCUUUCUUUAUACGGCGGAAAGAAUAUUAUUAUAUUUCGGUCGAUUCGCAGUGAUUUUACAAAAACAAAAAUGACCAAUUUACAUUAUCUUGACGGAAAAUGUAUUUCCUCUUAUUUUUUUUUUUUUUUUUGUCUAUAAACACGAAAUAAAUAUUAUGAACUUAUAGUAGUCCUACAAUAACAAUGAUAAUAAUAAAUAACACCGGCAAUGAAAAUAAUAUUAGACGUUAUCGAUACGCCUGAAAAGAUACGUGUUUUCUGGGUAUUACGUUGAAGAAAAAAAAAUUGAUAAUAUCUGCAAUUAUUAUUAAAUCGAUCCAUUAUUAAUAUGCGAGGAAAAAAAAUUCCUAUUUUCAUACGAAUCGAACAAUAUUUUUAUCGCCGUGUUUGUAUUAACAUAGUAUAUUGCGCAUUUUAGAAUGGCAUUUUCGUAUUCGAUUUUCACCACACGCCGACACGUCUCUUAUUUGCAUAUUGCAUUAUUGUCUAUUAUUAAUUACUGUUGAUUUAUUGUACAGAAUUUUCCAUCGAACUGCCCUCAUGUACACUGUUUACUUUUUUUCUACUAUUACCAGUGCAGUAGUUAUAAUUUGUGUGGUGUGAUAAUAUUCAUAUUUUGCUCCUUAAAAUUGUUUUUUUUUUUUAGACAGUAUCGACUUUCGAUUGACGCAAAUAAUUCGAUCACUAUAUUAUUGUAAUUACAAAUUAUAAAAUAACAAGUCGCUUUUUUAAAAAAAUUCAGGUCAGACAUUCUUUUCCUCGGGAAAUAUUUUUCCAAAAGUCUACUAGGCCGUGGCCAAUAAAAAUCGAGAGAGGGAUAUUUACAUUUUGAUUACAUUUUAAACAUAAUAUUAAAUGCAAUAGCACCUUCAAAGCAUGCUAAUUCAAGCCGAGGGAACUUUUUUUAUAUGAUUUCAUUCUUAUCUUAUUUGGCCACUUUUUACGUAGGCGUGUUUUUCGAUCAUUUUAAUUUAUUGUGUUCGUGUCUACUACCAUCCAAAAAAACAGUACGGAAUUUCUUUCCUCAUUUGGGCUUUUGGUGGAAAUUUUAUGUUUUUAUAAAUACGACGGCAGAAUUAAUAAACAUAUUUUAUUUUCAAAGUUAAAUAUGAAUACCACAACGUUUAAAAUAAAUGUAAGCCAUUUGGGCUAACGAUCUAGGCCGAUGGUCAGGUCAUCACGAUUUUCCCGAUGUCUCGACGGGUCAGGUCGUCCUUGUUCAUACUAGAGCGGACUUGACAAGAAUAUCAUUAUAUUAUAUCAUAAUAUUUAAUAUAAUCAGUCAUUGCAGUCUAUGCAUUAAGUCGAACUUUUGAAAAAAAUAUCCAGAUAUCUACGUACGAUAUAGUUCUAAUAUUAUAUCUGACGACAAUGAUCGAUGGCGUGUAAAGAGAGAAGUUUAUUUUUUUUUUUCGAAAAUGUGAAUAAUUUUCAAAGGACGUGUCGUAUCGCGGAAAUGAAUAAAAUAUACACUGAACAUAAUAAUAUUAUUCUGUUUCCCAUCGACCCCAUCGACCCUAAAUUGCGUUCUGUUUUUUAUCUUCGCCUUUAUCCCAAGCAAGUGAGGUUAUCUAAAUUUCAUUCUUGUCGUCCGAAUUUCCCUAUCCACCUUCGUAUCUCUCCCAAAAAUCUGUAUAGCUAUUCUUUCUUUACCCGAUACCUAUUCACUGACUCCCGUCUACACUUAACUCUCUUAUAAUUCUUCUAUAUAGCUGCGGUUGUUUGAGUAUUAAAAUGUACCCUGCAGUCCACCGCAUGCGAUUACAAUCUUGUUUUAUAAAACCUAACUAAUCUCCCGUCCUUUGUUGACCGCUGGCACUCACGAAACCUUUGUUUUCUUCAUAAUCUGAUUUCCGGAGUCAUUUAUCCGCUCCAAACCUUCUCUCUAUUAUUAAUAUUUUAAAGUCUCCUUUUAUACAAUCCAUCACCAACUACUUUUAGCCAUACGAGCUUAUUACUCGCACGAUGAAGUUAGUUAAUGACGAUGACCGACUAUACCUAUUAUCGUUUGUUUAACAACGUUUAGUAAUUAAUACGUUUGCUAGUUGUAUUAUUUGUCUACUCGCAAGCCACAGGGCGAAAUCCCGUUUAACUGUAAAUAAAUAAUAAUAUUAUUUAACGAUAUUGUCGUCUUGAAUAUGGCACUGUUCUAUUUUUUUUCUCUUUUUCUCAUGAUGCAUCCAACUCAAGUUGUUUUACUGCUAUAUCCGUAACUCCUGCUUGACUACGUCUUACGAUAAAAUCAUUCCUAAUCCGAAUUUUGGUGAGUAUUUGGUACGGGUUUCGCUUUAUCCUAACGAUAUCACGGUAUAUAGAUACAGUUCAGUGAUAAAAAACUAAAAUCUCGGAGAAAAAUUUCAGAAGCAGUUUCGUACACAACCCCAACAGUGUAAUAUGCAAUAACAUUUGCGUUGCUAAAGCGGAUACCAUUAAAUAUUGUCGUCGCACAGCACGUACUCCGAUAAUAGCGAUAUGGCAAAUUACCUACAUUCUUGAAGUCUGACCAUCGCGCCAAAAAUGUGUAUACGGAACAAUAUCAUUAUUAUUAUGGGAAGAGAUGUAGACGUGCGGACGCGGUGCUAGGUUUAAAUAUAAUAUGGAUCUUAGUUCGACGAUUUCUACGAUACGAUUACUAUAUUAUUGUUGUACUAUAUUAUUAUAUUACUAUACGUACGCGCGCGCUCGUUCGUGGUGACACGCCACAGAAGACGAGACGAGAUAAUGGACGCGCGAUGAUAAUGUGACACGUGAUAACAAUAAUAAUAUUAUUAUAUCGAAUGAAAAUUAUUAUUAUUAUUAUACGGAUGUCAUCAGCGGUGUUUAAACGGGCACGCGUCUCAUUCUGCGAGAGAGAGUGAAAAAAAAAAGAUAAUUGGUUAAGUGAUGAAAUAUCCUAAAAAACAUUUUUUUUCCCCCUUGUUUGCUCGCCUUACGUCAAAUAUAAUAAUACCGACCGCAUUGUCGACGAGUUUUGUCUGUAAAUACGUGCGAGGCUGUGUAACCGAUAGCCGCAAGUAAUUUUAGGUGGUAGCCCGGUAGUGACGAACGGUAAACAUAGUAAAUAGGGAAAUGUCUUAUUAGUCGUAUUAGGAGUAGUCGUUGUAGUGGUAGCUCGACGAGCCCUUGUCCCGAUAAACGAUAAUAAUUCGUAUCGUCCCGCUAUAAUUAUUAUAUUAUUAAACCCCGUGUGUUUCAAUUUAUGUGUAUAUUAUUAUGAUUAACCAUGUUUUUUUUUUGGAAUUUGUUGAUGGCAGUUUUGAAUUUCUUCCCGGUGCCGGUGACCGAAGAGUGCUUGUCCGACGAUUCCCGCAGAACAGGUAACGUUUAAUUCUUGCUACUUUUUAUUACAUAUCAUUUAUUAUGUACGUACUGGGCCCGUAUCGAUUAUAAUUCCUUGAAUUUUUUUGACUAUUUUAAAGCGGCAUAUUUUUUUAUAUAUCCUUUCGAAAACCGAAAUACUUAAAAAAAAUAAUUAAACUUAACGUGGUUUACCGUUCCCACACCCGUCCUUAUUACGAUUAAUCGAUUUCGUUUUCACAAAUACCGAAAACACUCAACUGUUAAUUAAGUUGAAUUUGGGAAAUCCGGCUUUGAGUGGCAUGCAGGCCCGUUUGUCCACUUUCGAACAUUUCUGUACAUCUAUACGUACAUUUUCAGAACUUAGUAUGCACAAAUUCAAUUAUAGAUCGUAUACAUACAGACAAUCUAUUUAACAUUUUUUUUUUUUGUAUUAUUUCGAAUCUGACACCAUUAUUGUAUUUACAUUUCAAACAAAAUAGUAAUUUGAAGUUGCCUACGAUUUGUAUAAGUUUCCGUACAAUCGAAAGCCUACUUCUAUUGAUAUAAUACGAAUUUAUUGAGAAAUUCGUUUUUACGCAUACUUUAAUAGUACCUAUUGAUUAAUCAUAUUAAUACAUUAUAAUGGUUCUGUACAUACUUAACAAUUAUUGUAAAAUUGUUUUCAAUUGCGAUUAUAUUAUGCAUAAUUUUUCUAACGUUACAUUAUUACCACGGUUGGGAAACAAUAAAGCGUUUGCAUAUUUUGUACGAGAUGCUUUCAAAUCAGCAAAUUACUAAAGCUUACAAAUUUGUUUCGUGGUAAAGAAUUUUAGAAUUUAAAAUUUCAAUUCACAUGUUUCACAAUUUCUUAGGUCUGUACUUUCUUUUUGGACUUUUUGAAAUAUGUUUACAUUUUGACGUACUAGUUUUUAAUUAAAGUUGUAGGUAAUAUAGAAUCUACUAUUUUAUAAACCUAUAUUUAGAACAAUUUUAUACUGCAUAUAAGCAUAAUUUCAUUCAAUAAUCAUUGUUCGAUAUUUUUUUUUUUUGAAGUCAUAAAUAUGCCGUUUACAUUGCAUGUUCAAUGAUAUUAGGGGUAGGUUAUAUCAUAGAUUGCGGAUAAAUGUGCAAUUUUAAUUGAUAUAAAAUCUCAGUCAUGAAUAUUAUAACGGAAACACAGAAAACGCUAUUAUUAUUUUUUAAAAUUUUAAUAUACAGUUAGUAAUUUCUCUUCUCUUUAGACGAAUAUAUUUAUUUGUCUAUGCAUAUUAUAUACAUAUACAACUUGAACAACUUCGGUGAUAAUGGGUACGUUGUUGUGUUUACCGACAGGUUUGUGCUUGAACACGUACGAGUGCAGGAUACAAAACGGUGAGUCUCACGGUCCGUGCGCAUUGGGUUUCGGAGUAUGCUGUGUCUGUAAGUAUAAUAUUGAAAUAUAGGUAUGCUCAUUAAUAAUUUUAGUUUUUCGUUAUUUUAUUUAACCACAACGUGUACGCUGAGUCCCAACUUUUGUUACGUCAGGUUUAUGCCGUGGUUUUAGAUAGUAAUAUACAGGUUGUACAACGACCAACUACACCGUACUAUUCCAUGGCCAGCUAAAUGGCUCCCUAAAACGACAGUGAAGUAAAUUAAAUUCAAUAAAAUCAAAGGUAAAUUAAAUUACCAAUGUUACACAGAAUCACGAAUUAAAAUAUUCUGGCGGCUGGAUUGUAUGAUUCAAACGUUGAUACAGUUCGAUAAAAUUAUACUAUGAGUUUUUAAAGUAAAUGUAGAUCCUAUUCACCUAGCCAGCUGCCCGUUGGCCAACUGCACUGGUGUAGUGAGAAUAGAUAUAAAUAAGCAGUUCCUCGAGACCAAUAAUUUCAAACACAGGUUAAUUCAAAAUUCAGUAGAAUGGAAUUAGCUUUACACGGAUCAGAGGAUUAUUUUUUUUUUAGGGGUAGGUCAUAGAUAAUUUGAUUUGCUUGUAAAUCAAUGAACUUACUGCAAACUGUUGAAAAGUGACAUAUUACGUGUCACUUGAUUAGAGCUCAUAUUAAAAAUCGUGGGUUAUAUUAUUAUAUUAUUUUAAUGCACUAUACCCGCCUCUCGAUUCUGAUCCGAAAAUAUCGCGAGUCGUGACGAAAUUGAAACAAAAAAAAAAAAUUUUCCCGUAUUAUUAAACUUUGUUUAUUUCACUGAAAUGCAAUUUGGACGGAGAUUUCAGUAUAAUUUAGAGUAUAAAAUAUAUCAAUACAUAUAUUAUACCAUACGAACCGAUAUAUAUAUAUCGCUUGCACUGCAAGCGAUACAUGGUUUUCGAUUUGGGGAGAGUUUAUUUAUUAUAUCGGGUGAGAGUCACUAUAGCACGCGAAUUCACAAACUUACCUCAAAAAAGUACGACGGGGCGAACGUAAUAUCGGUCGAGUCGGUUAAACGUAUAUUUACGUCCGUUGGGAAAUUACUAUUACUAUCGGGUAUCUAUUAUAUAGUUAACGAUUGAAGGACACGACUCGAAAACAAUUACCGGACGCGCAACUCGUGUACAAUUCGUCCUGCGAGGGUUGAAAGCAAACAUGUAGUUAAUACAGUAAUAAUAAGUUCAAGCCGAGUUAAAAGGUCAUUAUUGACUUUUCGACUAUUGUGGCUAAGAAAUCCAUUAGUCUGCCAGUAGAAAUACAAUUGAAAAAAAAUAAAAUACACAAUUCCUCUAUUUAGCGAGUUAAAUAUUGAGAAAAUAUACGAAUAGUUAUAUCUUCUACUUGAUUACUCUCAAAUGAGAGGAGUGAUGAUGCGAUAAAAUUGAGUCGUCGCACUAAGUUUUUCUAUAUUUUCGAAUUGAUGGCGUACUUUUUUCUCAUAACUCAUAAAAAAUAAAAUAAAAAUCAAAGAAACAAACUAACCGUAAUUUUUGACCUAAAUUGAAUUCGAUUAUACUCGUAAUAACAUUAAUCACUGAUUUGUAUUCGUUUAAAAUACUAAGAACUAGAUGUUUUUAUUGCUUUGCAAUUCCAUCAAACGAUUCAAUUCUAUUUUAUAAAUAUUUGAAGUUUUGUAUAAAUUCAUUAACUAUGGAGAAAAAGAACAAAUACAAGUAAUUAAAUUAAACAAACAUAAGAGUAUUGAAUUAAUUUUAAUAUUCAAAAAGUAAUCAAAAUACCUGUAUGAAAUGUAUAUUCCGUGUGUACCUACCUAAUAAAUAUACAGCUGUAUUAAGUUUACUUUAAAUAAAAAUAACACAUCUAAAUGAAAACAAAUACAUGUUAAAACUAAAAUAUCCGUAAUGCGUAACACAUUAAUAAAUUACAGAAUAAAAUAAUUUAAUUCCAAUUUUUUUUUAUGUUUUUUGCUAAAAUAUAUUUAUAAUCUAUGAAUAAUGUGCCUAUGGAUUUAGUGUUGGGAAUGAUAGUUGAUUUGUAUAAAAUACAAAUAAAAAAUAAUUUUCAGCUAUCUAGACAAGAUAUAAAUUGUUGUUUAGAUAAUUCCAAACUGUAUAUAAUAUCCGGUAUAGAUUUGAUCGAAUGGUGCACUUAUUCUUUCAAAACACAAGUUUUUUACGUCAAAACGUUAUAAGGAUCGUAAUUUUAUUCUAUGUUUUAUUAUACAUCAAUAUAAUAAUACCUAUAUUCUUAAAACUGUAUGAAAUUAUCUAAUGAUAAUGAAUACCUUGAAAUGUAAUUUUGUAUACUGUAAACAUUUGUGUGUAUCGGUUCAUUGACAAAAGAAUUUUCGAGAGAGCUCGUCUAAUAUUAGAGCUGUAUAGUCUCAGUAAAACACAAUUAUAUAUGCUUAUAGAUAUCUACAUACAAUUUUGGUCUUUAAUAUUAAGUGCUUAUAGACUACAAGGGUAAAGUAAGUAAAUGUAAACACUGUCACUUACAGUUUUUUAAAGACAGAAUUAUUCUACCUAUCGCAUGAUUUUUUUUUACCUUUACUUAAACGUAUCUCUUGUGUUUUGCUGCAGUCACGUUGUCCUGUAGCGCUGAAGUGGACAACAACGUCACGUACUUUGUAAACCCAAAGUUUCCGGGAUUGUUGAACGACGUGGGUGAGUGUUCUUUGCGCGUCAAAAAGAUAUCCAAAGACAUCAGUCAGAUGCGUUUGGACUUUGUCAAUUUUAAUCUGGUAAGCAUAAAUAUACUAUUGUUUAUAGGCCUGGCGAUAGCGAAUUUUCAAUUUUCGCCGUGAUAUACAAUUAAUAUGGUUUGCAGGCGCAGCCCAACAGAAAGACCGGAGUGUGCGAGACGGACACGUUCGUCGUUACAGGCGGAGCAUCCAAAGACUUGAGGAUUUGCGGUCUCAAUAGUGGCCAACACGGUAAGUGUUUUACGCGCUUUACCUAAUGUGAUGACAUUAUCUAUAUGAUUUUAAUAUUUUCUAAUUGGCGUUAUUUUUAGCAGGUGCAUCGAGAAUACAUUUUUUUUUUUUAAAUUGUGUAUAUUAAUUUUGCUUUUCUAAAAAUUUCGAAUUUAUGAGUUUUGAUGCAUCCAAAUUCUGAAUUAUUCGUUGAUUAUUAUAAAAGUAAGGCGUGCAACACGUGGUGGUCGCAACAUUUGUUGGCACACACGUGUGCAAAUAUAUUCUCGAGGAGAGAAACCACCGGAAACACAAACGACUGCGCGACGCAUCAGCGCGUGUAAACGACCGGAAACAUGCGCAUUAAAUUGAAAUGAGGACCAAAAUAAUUGUUUUGGUUGAUUUAGUAUAGUAUGUAGCGAAGUUUUCUCAAAAGUAUUUUAAAAGAAAAAAAUAAUUUAUAGUGACGAGUUAGUGAAUUUUUAAACAAUUUUCAAUUGGCAACACACUGUUAACUGUGAAGUCUAUUAUUUUUAGUUUUGGUAAAUCUUUUUCUUGUUAUCAUUUCUAUAUUAAUACUUCAUAUUGGAUUUGCAGUAUACUACGAUGUGGAUGACGCCAAGGAUGAUAUCACCAUCAAUAUCAGAUUGACUAAGGCCAACUACAACAGGAUGUGGGAGAUAAAAGUGAGUGCGAUCACUGUAAAAAGCCUUAACCGUGCAGAACGGCUAAUUUUCGAUUCAUGUUUUUUUUUAUUUUAGAUUACACAGAUAGAAUUUUCCCAACGAGCACCGGACGGUUGCCUUCAAUAUUUCCAUGACUCGGUGGGUACAGUACAGACGAUGAAUUUUGCGAUCAACGGACGACAUUUGGCCGACCAGGAUUACGUGAUUUGCAUACGGCAGUCGGAAAGUAAGUUAAUUUGAACAGUCAAGGCAAUCUCUUUCUUCUUUCUUCUUUAAAGCUUUUUUCUACCCUUAAAAAUUCUUCGAUACUUUUACUAUUUUCAUUUAGCAGCCGCGAAUAUAAAUUAUCAAUAUACAUUUUUGAAACAUUUGAUAUAACCUCCAAUAACUGUUCUUCUCCUUUACACUCCAUUAUUUUUGAUAAUUCGUAAUCAUUUUUCAUAAGUAAUUUUAUAAGUAUACGGCACCGCGUAUUUUUCAGGUAUGUGUUCAAUCGUGUACGAACCGUGUGACGAGAACUCGUUCAAAAUAGGACCUCCCUUAUACUCGGGUGAGUGCGUUCAAUAUGGUGUAGUACAAUCUACAAUAUAUCCUGGAAGUGCAAAAAUAUAACUAUUGUAACUUUUAUCGCAGAUACCGGGAUUGAAGGUUCCGGCGACGACAAUGGUGGCGGUGGCAAUCCGAUGGUAUCCAUGGACUCGUUCCGGGAAUGCAGUGACCGCGUCAUGAUGCCCUGUGAUUCUGAAGAAUUUAUAACGGUAAUUAUUGAUUAAUAACAUUGGUAUUGUCAGGUUUCUUGUGAUUUAAGACUAAUAAACCCGGGUUUUGAUUUUCCCGUUUUUCUUAUUUCUGCGCAGCCCCAAGGAGGACCGGGAAUAUGUGAUUUGCUGCACUGUGGUAGCAACUUUUGCUCGGAUAAAGAAACGCCGUGCCGGAUCGAAAGUAAGACGAAUUACGGACGACAUGCCGAUUUUUAUGAAUAUAAUAAUAAUAUUAUUGUGUACAUGUACAAAAUAAAAUUAAAAAAAAACCCUUUUAAUCUACCGACUGGACUGAUUAAAAAGUAAACGAGGGUAAAGAAACGGUGACAUCUCUGCGGGUGGUGCUUACUGUAUAAUAGUAGUAACAAUAGAGCAGAACUUUUUCAAUAAAUAUUUCAAAAAGUAUCAUUUACUCAAUUUUGUAAGCUGUUUAGUAGACUUUACAAAAUAUGUUUUAUGUUCUUAAUCAAACCAAAUUAUUUUAAAAAUAAACCGGUGUAUCGAAUAUCAUAUUACUCGUAUUAGUUAAUUGAUUAAACGGUUUUUUUGUAAGCUAUUAAAUUAAUUAAAUUUAACGUUAUUCGGUAGACACAGAAUUGUAUUAUAACGAUGCCAAAUAUCGAUCUAGAUUUUAGAUACUUUUAAUCCAAUAAAAACUUUAUCUAAACAUUUCUUCUUCUUUGUCUUUGUCUUCAGACUACUUUAAGGGCCAUUUCUACCACUAUUAUAGCCAUUAUAUUAUUUCUAUUAGAUGGCAUUUCAAAAGAUACAUUCUGAUCAUUAUGGUCUUAGAUUUUUGGUACCUCUUGGUACCAUAGAAAUAAACCGUAAACUUCCUUAAGUUUUUCUAUGUUUUUUCCUAAAUUAUUAAGAAAACUUCAAAUAUAAUAAAAAAACGACCAUGUAUUGAGCACCAACUAUGUAAUUUUUCUUUAAAAGAGAUGCUACUCUUGAAAUUCUGAAUAAUAUCUCUAGUAAAUAAUUGUUGUUUACUGCAGACACACACGCACAAAUAAAAAGAAUACAGUAAAACCAAUGCAUUCCUCUUUUAUUCAGAACCUAAAAUAGGUACAACUUAAUAUUAAAUUACAUGUUAAUACAUCAGAGCAAAAUAAUUAAAACGAUUAACUUACUCGUCUUUUUAAAUCACGAAAAUGUAUCUAAAUAAUAUUGCGGGUAAUUCGUUUUGGUUUUGCGAAUUUCUUCUGAAGUAUGUAAAUGUCAACUUCGAACUUAUGUCGUUUAUAUUAUUUUAAUACUAUUCUUAUUGAAUUUUACCCUUUAGAACUACCGCCUUAAUAAAUUUGAUCUUUGACCCAUUUCGAGAGACAUUUUUUCUUCAAUGUGUGAGCAAUUUUCUUAUGGUUUUUUUUUUUUAUUUUGUUACCAACCAUACAUUUUUUUAGAGUUUGAAGAGUUUUUCAAUAUUGUUUACAGGUAGCACGACGCCGUUCGUGAUGCGAGUACAAUUCGGGCCGGGCAACAGGGAAGAAAAUCCCGAGGACAACCUGGGUAUGUGCAUCCGAUACGAACAACAGCAGUGCUCGUCUUGAAUGCCGACGGCGGUUAUUUAUGGAAUUUUCCCUACUCUGUACUAUAUUUCUAUCGUCUGGUGUACUUAUAAUUUAUAAUAGUCGCAUAGCUUUUAAGGAUAAUAAUUAUUGUAUUUAUUUGUUCCGUCCUGUGACUUUGCGCACGGUUUCGCCGACUGCUAUCGGUGGUCACCGAUAAGAGGAGGACCUCGAGGACUAUAGGAAGUGCAUUUGGCGACGUCGUGUGCACAGUAACCGUUGUCGACCGGUAGCGUACUAAAGGGAAAGUCAUUCCGCCGUGAAAUUAAAUUCAAACGAAUUAGGUCCAAACGACUUUAAAUAAUCCGUUUCGAUGUUUUAAAUGAUCGUGAUAUUGUAAAACAAAUGAUUUUAAUACACAAAGAACACAGUAUGUAAAUUUAUAAUAUAUUUAUUUUUUUUUUCAACAUUUUCUUCGGGAUAAAAUCAAAAUAGUACGCCACCGAAGCCGCCAACUACCAAAAACGGAAUGUUUUGUUCACCAACUAAUAUAUAACUAACUCAAUAAAACAAGG
Molecule: messenger RNA, 38391 nt
Organism: Cinara cedri
Lineage: Eukaryota; Metazoa; Arthropoda; Insecta; Hemiptera; Aphididae
Source: the annotation of a GenBank genome assembly